Menidia menidia (Atlantic silverside) is the source of this 1916-nucleotide messenger RNA. Lineage: Eukaryota; Metazoa; Chordata; Actinopteri; Atheriniformes; Atherinopsidae. The record is from the annotation of a GenBank genome assembly.
CACCAGGAGGCGCUAGAGCGCAACAGUCUCACCAAAAAAAGAAAAACUUAAAGAAGCUUCACUAGGCGUGCUCAAAGUACGCCAAGUAAACCUGAGAUAUUCAGUAAGAAUGAUAUUCUAAAAGUCAAACUAACGUUUAAUAAUGCGACCGGCUCUCCUCCUGAACAGACAGCAGUUUUAGAGUUUGUUGUGCGGGAAAUUUUGUGAUGGCUACUACUGAGAUAGAAUCUGGGUCUUCUGAAAGCAGAUCAGAGCAUGGAACCGCAGACCCUGAUUCGAAAUACCCACUGAAGGUUCUUUAUUGUGGAGUGUGCUCCCUUCCCACAGAGUAUUGUGAGUACAUGCCCGAGCCAGCCAAAUGCAGGCAGUGGCUUGAGAAGAACUUUCCAGAUAUUUUUGCCAGGAUGACUGUAGCAUCCAACGCCCCAAAGCAGGAGUCCGGCACUGGUGAGGCGCCCCCUGCAGGCGAGGAGGAGGAGAAGAAGAAACAGAAGAGGGGUGGGAGAGGCCAGAUCAAACAGAAGAAGAAGACGGUGCCUCAGAAAGUCACAAUAGCAAAAAUCCCGAGAGCCAAGAAGAAAUACGUGACGCGGGUGUGCGGCCUGGCGACUUUCGAUAUCGAGCUUAAAGAGGCGCAGCGGUUCUUCGCCCAGAAAUUCUCCUGCGGCGCCUCUGUGACGGCAGAGGAUGAGAUUAUCAUUCAGGGAGAUUUUACAGAUGACAUCAUCGACGUCAUUCAAGAGAAGUGGCCUGAGGUGGACGACGACAGCAUCGACGAUCUGGGUGAAGUCAAGAAGGAAUUACCGGGAUUUCUCGCUCUCGGCGAUGGCCGCAGGGCAAACACGACGACUCCCCUCCGCACACAGACACCUGCGCCGUUGUCUGUUGACUCAUUCGGCAGCGGGUCACCCACCGGUCACAGGAUGAAUCUCAGCCAGCCGGCCGUCUGCUGCGCCUUCGAGUCGCCCGUCCUGGACCGGGUCCUGCCCCCCAUCCUCAUCCUGGAGUUCAUGUUCGGGCUGAUGGGGAACAUCCUGGCCCUGUGGAUGUUCGUCUUCCACAUGGACACCUGGAAGCCCAACGCCGUGUACCUGACCCACCUGGCCGUGGCCGACUCCAUCGUGCUGUUCUGCCUCCCGUUCCGGGCCGACUACUACCGGAGGGGCAAGAACUGGAUCUACGGGGACGCCCCGUGCCGGAUCCUCCUCUUCCUGCUGGCGGCCAACCGGGCGGCGGGCAUCUUCUUCCUCACGGCGGUGGCCGUGGACCGCUACUUCAAGAUCGUCCACCCGAGGAACCCCAUCAACAACCUGGGCCUGGGCUACGCCCUGUGGGUGUCGCUGGGCCUCUGGGGCCUGAUCUUCCUGGCCACCGGGUACCUGCUGGCCGACGAGCACUUCUUCUACAACGGCAACCGGACGCAGUGCGAGAGCUUCAACAUCUGCAUGGGCUUCACCCCGCUCUCCACCUGGCACAACACCUUCUACGUCGUCCAGUUCUUCCUGCCCACCGCCAUCGUGGCCUUCUGCACCGUGCGCAUCACCUGCCAGCUGAAGAACCGGACCCUGGACAAGAAGGGCAAGAUCAAGCGGGCCGUGCAGUUCGUGCUGGCCGUGGCCCUGAUCUUCGUCACCUGCUUCUUCCCCAGCACCGUGUCCCGCAUCGCCGUGUGGAUCCUCAAGGUGUGGUACGACGAGUGCCGCUACUUCGAGGAGGCCAACCUGGCCUUCUACACCUCCGUGUGCUUCACCUACUUCAACAGCGUGCUCAACCCCGUGGUGUACUACUUCUCCAGCCCGGCCUUCAGCGGCGCCUUCAACAAGGUGCUGAACAAGCUGCUGGGGAGAAGCGAGGACAAAGACGACCAGGCGGCGUCCUCCUCCGACAACAAUAUCUCCACUGUUGACGGUCGGAUG